UGCUUUGUAUCUGUGGCUGGGACGGGAGGUUUGAGGCGGGGCUGAUGUCUGCAGACUGUUAACGCGGAGCUUUGGGGGGGAAGGGACACCCAGAAGACGAGAAGCUUACAGAAACUUUAAGGUAUCGAAGCCAACCAGUACUUUCACGGGGGGGGACCCAACUCCCUUUUGGCAGCAGCAAAAGCCAGCGGUCCAGUAGCGAGGGUCCCUGCGGCCGCUCAGCCCGUCCCAGCCAUGAAUGACUCGCAGUGCCUGGACGACUUCCCGGUGGUGUCGCGGUGGACGGCGGCGGUCAAGCAGGAGGUGGGCGUGCGGGACUUCUACAGCGAGAGCCAGCGGCUGGCGCUGGAGGAGUUAGUGGCCAGCGGUCCGGAGGCUUACCACGCCUUCCUGCACCGGGAGAAGAUACCGGGCUUCUUGUCGGCCGACGAGAUCGCCGAUAUCCUGGGCUCCGCCGUUAGACCCUCUGAGUUGUGCGGCGAGUCCCUCGACCAGUCUUUCUGCGAUUCCCUGGGUACCGGUACCUACUUCCCCGAUGUUUCGGACGUGGCCGUUCCCGAUCUGGACCUGGGCUGGCCGAUCUUCCCGCACAAUUGGUACCGAGGAGUGACCCAGGUGGAAGUCCAUUUCCAGCCCAGCUACGGGGAGCUCAUCUACAGUUGUAAGGAGGCGAUCAGGAACCUCAUCAGGAAGGCGGAGAAGGUUAUUGCACUGGUAAUGGACUCAUUCACAGAUAUUGACAUUCUCCAGGACCUCCACGAAGUCUGCAGAAGGAAACGGGUCCCUGUCUAUAUUCUUCUGGAUGAGUCUGGCCUCCCACAGUUUCAGCAAAUGUGUCGGGAUGCUGGUGUCUGGGUGGAGGAGGAAAGGAAGAUGAGAGUGCGCACAUUGAGGGGAUGUACUUACUACACCAGAACAGGAGCCAAGGUUAUUGGCAAAGUGCACGAAAAAUUCAUGUUAAUUGAUUGUGAAAAAGUAGCUACAGGCUCCUACAGCUUCACUUGGACAGACGGCAAGCUGAACCGCAGUAAUCUGACGGUGCUGUCGGGGCAGUUGUCUGAGUACUACGAUGAGGAGUUCAGGAUACUGUAUGCGCAGUCCGAGCCAAUACCACCCGGGUACACCGGCCGCAGCAACCUUGCUACUUAUGAGAAGCUUGCCCUGGACAGAUUGCAGUCCAAAAAUCCCCCAGUCGCAAAUGCUUUAAGGCUUGGAACUGUGGAGCAUUCUCCGGAUAAGCGCAAACCAGCCGAGAAAAGGCCACACCCGCAGAGUGCUGUCGAUUCCAUGGAGCAGUGCAGGUGUGAAGCAUCGACCCAGGCUGGUGACACCCUACUGAUGAAUAAGGAGGUGAAGAGUGUUUCUAUGCAGACCGAGCUGGAAUGGAUGUCGGUGCCUGGAACUUCUACGCAAGCCUGUGCUUCAAUGAAGGAGAUGGAGACCCAGACUUCAUUCUUCUCAAAGCCAUCAGCAUCCCUCACACCCCCUGCCACUAGGGUCGUGAAACGCGCUCAGAUAAUAGCUUCUUCGGUGCAGGAGUCGCCCACAGAGGUGACUAGCAGAGAGUCAACUUACUCGACUGAUCAGCCUUCUGCCUCCACCACAGAAUCCACCAAUAGUUCUAGUACUUUGUCUGGUAACUCCGUAUCUGAAAGUAAGCCUUGCCCCAAAGCUGCCAGGUAUCCCUACGUGGACCUCUACUGUGCUGACUCCUCCUCUUGGAAGGACACCUUUCACAAGCUGACCACAGAACGGCAGCUGCAUUACUCCACCGUUCGCUCGAAGCUGAACAACAUGGUUGCCAUCCUGUCCAGGAACCGACACCUUAAUGUUAUCCACAGCCGAGGGCAAGGCCAGUACGUCAUGAGGGAUAAGAGAGAGCUGAUGACCCGGGUGUUUGGACUCAGAGAUGUACCCGUACUGUCUUCAUUGACACUAAGAAAUUGACCGCUGUUUUUGAGCCUGUGCCCAGUCACCUCUGCAGUUAAAUAAUCGCAGGGCGUGCAAUGAAUUCUUCAACAAUGAAAUUAGAAUAUUUGAUCCUUUGAUGAAUCCUUUUUUUGCCUGCAGGUUAAAAUUCCAAUUGUUUUUACCAGCCUACACUUCAUUUCUUCACACAAUGGUUGUCAAUGGUUUGGAUGCAUUAUUUUUUUCUUGAAUCGCUGUCAUUCCUUUUGUUCAAAGAAGGGGAUUUUUAACCCCUUUGUUUCAGCUGUACACCGGAGUUUAGCUGUCUUGCCUCUGAAUGGAAAGAUCAUGAUUUCAAGCCCCAUUCAGGCUUGCCGAGGACCCCCACGUUGCCUCUCUCGGAUGAGAUGUCAAAUUGAGGCUCCUGCCACCGGUUGCCUCCAAAGACAAGAUGUGGAAGAUGCCAGGGAAAGCACGUUUGUUUUGUAUAACCACUUCAUCAGUGAUGCCCUUUUCUCCCCUUUUAUCUGUAGUUUUAUUUCGAUCAUCAAUAUGCUCAUAAUGGAGUCAAAAGUUUGAAACUGUUGUUGUGGAAACUGGAAAUGAUCCUGGGGUGGAAUAUGGAAACAGUGAAGAAAUAUUCUCCUGGAGGACUUGAAUGAAUUUGCAUUUGUUUCUUAGGGAAAAAAAUGGAAAAUUUUAAAUACAUUAUCUCAGUUUUGAGGGGCAGAAUACAGUUUUGAUGCAUAAUUAAUUUCUGCUUUGUAACCUGACUGCACUAUAAUGAAGAACAUUUGCGCCUCCAGGCUUAAGGAUGAAGGGAGAGGAAUUCUUUUCCUUGGCCUUGAUUGCUUUGCCUGCAGAUUCAGGAACUUGCAUCCAUAAUCCCUCAAAAAGCAAAUAAAAAUGGUUUAUUUUUUUCAGGGUACAAUCACAAUGUGUCUCAACUUUUGUAAUGUGGGAUGUGAUUUAUAAUUUAUUGCUAUGCAUGAUAUUCCUCCUAUUCAGAGUUUUAACCAAUCCUUUUGAUGUAUCCUACUUUUCCCUUUAUCAUUAUAUCCUCUUUCUCCCUUGCCACCACUCAUUCCCCAAUGUUUAUCCAACUGCCCCUUUAAUACAUCUGCAUCAGGGGUUCCCAACCCGUGGUUCAUGGACCCUGUGCUUAAUGGCAUUUGUCCAUGGCAGAAGAAAGGGUGGGAACACCUGAUCUAUAUGGUUCACUUUACUCAGACCUCGUUGAAUUGAGCUCGGUAUAUACCCACUCUUGAAAAAAAUGUUACUCAUCAAGCACUAGAUUCUUUUUUACUCAUAAAAUGUUUAAUUUCAUUUAUUAACCUUGUGAUCUUCAGUUUUGGACUCUCCCCAGCUUCUACCAAAUUUACCAUUUGUACAUUUAUUGACCUUAUUAGCCUGAGUUUUAGAUUCACCCCUGUCUCAAGCAAAUUUACCACUUGCACUUCAUUAAUUUUAAAUGCAGAUUAAUGGAUUUAUUUUGGGAUGUCAUAAGACCAGAACCCCUUGUUAAACUUGCAUGCAGAAUCUUUCUUUAAAAAAAUAAAACUUUCUUUGUCUGUGCUGGAUUCAAAAUCGGCUGCUUGUCAGUUGAGUAUUGAAUAGAACCCAGCUCAGGGAUCUCUCCAUUCUGCCAAAAUGACUAGGCCCCAAUUACCACGCAAGGUGGAGGCAGGUUUUCGCCAAGUAUCAUCGAUUGCCCAGAUCUCCUGAGCUGUUAGUUAAAGCCUUGCUGGAGCUUCAACUUCAUAUACAGCCAUAGGACUGCUGUUAGAGCAGGACUUUCCAACCCGGGGUCCGCCGACCCCUCUGUUAAUGGUAGGAGUCCACAGUCUAAUGAAGAUUGGAAACCCCUGCUUUAGAGGAUAUUAAGUGUACAUAUACAGCUGCUGAAUGAAGCUUUCCAUCCCAUCUGUCGGAGGCUGCUUGGUCUGCUCCACCCCAGAAUGCCUGACUGGUGUCCGGGUCACUGAGCAAGCCUGAAUCGUAAGUGUUUACAGUGACUAGCUCUUUCUCUAUUUGUGAUUAAUAGCAGGAUUAAUUUGUAAAAACAUGUUUUCCUAUUUUCAGUGGCAUUGUAAUCCUUCCCCUCCCCUAUUUCCUACCUACCCAAACUCCACAGAAGCUGAGCUAAAAUUCACACGUUGUUUUCCAUAACAUCUACUCUGAGCUGCUCCUUAUCUUGACGUUGAGCCAAACACAUUGCAUUGUUCUCUUGACAUAAAAAUUAGACUAACCACCGUGCCUUACCAAGAACUUUUUUUUUGGAGUUUAUACUUUGCAUUUAAAUAGGAGGUGACGAUAUAGGUUUAGUGGACAUCUGUUGCUGCUAAUGGUGGGUUCAUUGGUUGUACUGUCAAUUAUGUUGUAUUUGUCUCAGUGGGCCUGCUGGAGCAACAUUGAGGAGGGAUUGUAAGUCACUGCUGCUCCCAGUUUGUAGGUGGAAAUAGAGCCACUGAAUUCCAAAUUACUGGAGCCCGGAUCAACACUUUCAUUGGGGAUCUUUGCAACAGAGGAUUGAGAACUGAUCAAGGACAUUGAGCUUCAACUGCAGUGAUUUUGGACACUAAUGCACAAAGAGUAGGAUUAUUGAACAAUAUAACUGCCCUACUCCCAUAUUGAGUAUAAUUUAUGAUAGGAGCCUCUUUUUAAUCUGAAGCUGACAAUUAUUUUUAUGAAAAUGGUUUAAUGAUAAUUCUUUUGAAGACUCUAAUUUCAGAAAUUCUGAAGUCAGUGUAUUGUGGCUGGUGGGCGGAAAAAAAAAUACAUGUGGGGGUUUCUGUUGUAACACUAACUGUCUCUUGCAGGUGGUCGCUGAGUUGCUGAGUAUUUCUGACAUUUUUCAUUUAAAUGCCAAGUACCAGCAUCUGGUAUUUUGCCUUUUGUAUUGUGGUGGUCAUUUGGCAACUGAGAUGCAUUUAUUUAGACUGUCUUUAUAUUGGUGGUUGGCUUAAGAUAAACACAGUAGUUUUUAAUAAAGUCUAUAUUGGAAGGAUAAAAAUUCUUUUCAUUUCUUUGCCAUGCGAAUCACACUAGAAAUUUCCUUGCCCAAUUGGGUCAGGGAGUGAGAGGGACAGGUUGCCAAUUGGCAAUCUUAAGCCAUAGGAGAAGAAUUAGGCCAUUUGUCCCAUCAGUUCUGCUCCACCAUUUCAUCAUGGCUGACUUAUUCCCCCCCCACCCCAACCCUAUUCUCCUGCCUUCUCCACGUAACCUUUAGACACGUUUACUAAUCAAGAACCUACCAACUUCUGCUUUAAGUAUACCCAAUGACUUGACCUUCAAAGAUGUCCAUGACAAUGAAUUCCACAGAUUCACCACCCUCUGUCUGACUGAAGAAAAUUCCUCCUCCUCUCUAAAGGGACAUCAGUGUAUUGUGAGGCACUCCCAGUAUUGGAAACAUCCUCUCCAUGUCCACUCGAUCUAGGCCUUUAAAUAUUCAGUAUAUUGCAAAGAGAUUUCUCUCUUCCCCCCAAUCUGCCAUUCUUCUAAACUCCAAUGAAUACAGGCCCAGAGCUAUCAAACACUCCUCAUACAUUAACUGUUGCCUUCCAGGGAUAAUUCUCAUGAACCUCCUCAGGACCCUCUCCAGAGUCAGUGACUUUUUCAGGGUUUCUUCCCUAUUGGGGGAAUGUACUGGUUGCCAUAGGAGUACUGAUCUAUCGCUCGUGUUAACAAGGAACACACCUAGACGUAUUGGGAGCAGCCUGCAAGAAUUGCCACACAUUCCAAUGCCAACAAUGUUCAGCAGAACAGCACGGCAGCAACAACAAUAAAGCAAGACAAGAUGACAGUAGUUUCACGCUUUGGAAUUGAGGUAGGAACUCCACAAGCUGUUCAGCUAUGAGAUUUAACUGUCACCAUAAAUCCCCUAGGUAUUUCAGGUGGCACCGAAGUGUGACACUUGGUGCAUCAGCGACUGGGGUCCGUGAUGCUACACCAGUGAACAGGGUUCAAUUCCCGAUGCUGUCUCCAAGGGGUUUGUACGUUCUCCCCAUGACGGCAUCCACAUUAGAGAAAAGAAAUUCAAUAGAAUCAAUGGAAAAACUGCACACAGCAGACUGACAAAUAGACAAUGUGCAGAUAAAUAAAUAUUACAGAGAACACAAGUUGUAGAGUCCUUGAAAAUGAGGUUAUAGGUUGUGGAAUCUGUUCUGUUACGUACCCCGUAACAGGUUAAAGAACCAGCAGAAAUGGAAAACACCUUGGAGUCUGGUAUUGCUGUUAACUAACACUAUUUUAUUAGUAACUGCUCAAUACAGUAAUAUAAAAUCAGGUAAAUCAAACAGGUUAGCAAAGUUCAUGCAUUAUAUAAGUGUGGAAAUAUAAAAACCAAGCUUCUUCAAGCCUAGGGGGUAAAUGGAUACAGUCUUACGAUGAUAGGUAAAUGAGAUCAGUUCAGUUCGUGGUACUGAGUUGAGUAGUGAUGGAGAGGGAGAGGUGUUGUGGUUGUCCGAGUAAGCCAAUGCCGUUGAUUCUUCCCAUUGUCCUCCGAAACUUCCAAGUUAGCCAAACUUAACCAACUUAAGAGCGCCGUCUUCAAAUGAUAGUCUACCAACCCAGGCAAAGGUUAGACACACUGGUAGACUCCACAGGGUCACUCUUUCACGCACCAAUAAUCACAGACCGAUUCCUCUCAAUCGAUCCUCAGUCCCACACUUGUGGGCACCUAAGAAAGAUAGUAGUAACUUCACCACACCUUAGUGCAUCUGCGUGCCCUCUGAAACAAGCAACUAUGCUGGUUUAAAUACUGUUGUGCUGAACACCAGCUAUCCAUCAAGUAGCUCCGCCCUUCUCUCUCUGUAGGAACUCAGAAGCUGGCAGUGUCCCUGCAGAAACCCCAAACAAACUGUGAGCAGUCUUCCUUUCUCUCUGUCUCAUUGUUUGUGCUGUACAGCUGCAUACUCUCUCUGUUUUUUUAAAAGCACAGUCCAUAAUGAAUAACUCGGGAUCCCGUCACAGUUCAGUGUUGAGGAAAGUGAAGAUAUCCACCCUUGUUCAUGGUUGAAGGGUAAUAACUGUUCCUGAACCUGAUGGUAUGGGAUCUAAGGCUAUCGUAUCUCCCUCCUGAUGGAAGCAAUAAAAAGAGAGCACGGCCUGGAUGGUUGGGGUCCUCGACGAUGGAUGCUGAUUUUUUUUUUGUGUGGCAGUGCUCAAAUAGUAGAUGUACUCGAUGGUGGGGAGGACUUUACCCGUGAUGGACUGCGCUGAUUCCACUACUUUUAAUAGACUUUUCUGUUCUUGGAUAUAUUGGUGUUUUCAUAGCAAGCCGUGAUGCAAUCAGUGCUGAGUUCCUCCUGCAUUUUGUGUGCAUUGCUUGGAUUUCUAGCAUCUGCAGAUUUUCUCUUGUUUGUGAUAGGAUACUUCUCUGUUUGCUAGCAUGAAAUUAAAUACCAUCAGGUAACAAAAUCCAUCAAUGGAUGUGGAGUAAAAGUGAGUGUGAAGUUAGGCCAGGGUCAACCAUUUUAUCAUUAAAUGGUUGAACAUGUUUGAAGGCAAAAAGAUCGAGUCCAGUCUCUGUUUGUUUUCUUUGCUUAGAUCUCAAUCACAGUCACAAAGAGUUUUUGCCUUUCAAGGAUGUUCACGUAUUAUGUAAUCUCCUAAUUACAUCUGGAAUGGAUUUCACCAUUGGACUUGGGGAAUUUCUAGCUAGAUUAAUAUUAUAAAGGAUAUUUGAAAAAGAGGUAGGACAUACCAGAGUUGUAAAGUUCUUCAAUCACCAUUCACAUUAAGUAAAUUAUGUUAUUACUUCAAUUAUCAAUUGUAAUUAAUAAUAAUGAAUCUCAACUUAUUCUAGUUUUUACUCAUUUUCUGAAUGUCAACUAUAUCUUCCAGAACCUUCCAUCAUUCUGCUUAGGCUGAUACAAUAGAGAUGAUAUCCUUUUGGACGGUAAGCCUACUAAAAGUGGAUAUGGACCAGUCCAUCACAGGAAAAGGCCCCCCCCCCCCACCACCACCACCACCACCACCACCACCACCACCAUUGAGCAUGUCUAUGAGCACUGCCAUAACAAAAGCAAUAUCCUUUUAAAUGGAGGGGUUAUGGGAUAGGUAGGAAGGAAGGGUUAAAUUGAUUUUGAACUAGGCUUAUGUAAUUCAGCAUAACAUUG
Molecule: messenger RNA, 8027 nt
Organism: Mobula hypostoma (lesser devil ray)
Lineage: Eukaryota; Metazoa; Chordata; Chondrichthyes; Myliobatiformes; Myliobatidae
Gene: sack1d
Product: family with sequence similarity 83 member D
Exons: 4
Coding region: 235-1947 (570 amino acids)
Biological process (GO): positive regulation of cell cycle G1/S phase transition; signal transduction; protein localization to mitotic spindle
Cellular component (GO): mitotic spindle pole; cytosol
Molecular function (GO): protein kinase binding
Source: RefSeq, a predicted model, not a curated record